This is a messenger RNA of Daphnia pulicaria, 867 nucleotides long. RefSeq lists its product as uncharacterized. Gene Ontology annotation, molecular function: ubiquitin protein ligase binding. Lineage: Eukaryota; Metazoa; Arthropoda; Branchiopoda; Diplostraca; Daphniidae. Gene Ontology annotation, cellular component: cytoplasm; nucleus. Bases 243 to 746 code for a protein of 167 amino acids. Gene Ontology annotation, biological process: proteasome-mediated ubiquitin-dependent protein catabolic process; regulation of proteolysis. The transcript is spliced from 2 exons. The record is from RefSeq and is a predicted model, not a curated record.
AACUGGGAUUUCGUUUUGAGAAUUCUUGUUAUUCAAAAUUUUUGUUUUGAUAAUAGCUACGUAAAUUACGUCAUAAUGACAUCAGAGAUGAUGGGCGAAGAUGAUUGUGCCGUUCGAGUGGAUUCUGGAGAAUGUCGAUGAAAAACCGACCACAAUUGCGUCGAAAAUGAUUUUGUUUCGAGGAGAACAAGUGUUCCGUGUAGGUUUGAAGAACCUUGCCCAAUUUUUUUGUUUUGUUUUUCAUGGCAAUUAAUCUCAGCCAUAUUGGAAUGAAAGUAGAAGACGUAAGGUACGGAAUUCAAGAUAGUGGCAUCGGCCCAGCAACGAUGACGGAAAUGAAGAAAGAGGAUAUUGGCAAAGAAGGAAGCCUGCAGCUAUUCACCAUUACACUUGAGGAGAAAGUCCUUGGAAACUGCACGUUUGUGUUUCGAAUUUGCAUCGAAGGAACUGAUCCCGGCUAUUCCUAUCAACUGUGUGAUCGACUUGCAAAGGAUCAAAUAUGGGCCGCUUUGACAAAUGAACAGAAUCUGGCGGACGUUGAAUUAAUCGUGAAAGACAAGACAUUUUUCGUUCAUAAAGCCGUCCUUGCUGCCCGCAGUCAAGUUUUUGCAGACGAAUUUGAGAAAAUACCUCUGGUAAAAGACGGUUCUCAUCGGAUCAAAAUCGAUAACGUGGAACCUAAAACUGUUGAGAAAUUCUUGCACUUCAUUUACACGGGCGAGUCGAUAAGAACGUUGGCGGAUUAAGAAUUACUCAAGUUAGCUGAUAGGUAUGGACUGACAACUCUGAUCAUUUUAUGCCAAGAUACCCUGAAAAAAAUUGAUGCCGUGCAAAUGGGUAACCUCAUGAAACGUUUAAACAGCAAUG